AUGUUUGGCUCAUCCCGAGGCGGGGUCCGGGGGGGUCAGGACCAGUUCAGCUGGGAGGAUGUCAAGACAGACAAACAGCGUGAGAACUACCUCGGGAACUCCCUGAUGGCACCAGUGGGCCGGUGGCAGAAGGGGAAGGACCUGACCUGGUAUGCCAAGGGCAAGAAGGAGACAGCCACGCCGAUGUCCCGUGAGGAGGAGCUGGCUGCUGUCCGCCUGGCUGAGCAGGAGGCCAUGAUGGCAGCCCUGGGCUACAAGAACGUGAAGAGGCAACCCACUGGCCUCAGCAAGGAGGACCUAGCUGAGGUGUGCAAGAGGGAUGCUGCUGAACGGGACGAGAAGGACGUGGACCGCCUGGUGGGCUUGGGCAGCUCCGGUGGCAGUGCUGGGCGGUUGAUGCUCUCCAAGGAGGACAAGGAGGCAGCCAAGAUGGGGCUCUCGGUCUUCACGCACCAGAAAGUCUCCAGCAGCCCUGAGACAUCCACCUCCAAGAAGAAGCUGGAGAAGGAGGAGAAGGUGGAGGAGAAAAGACCAGAAAGUGGCAAGAAAUCCAAAAAGGAGAAAAAGAAGAAGAAAAAGAAGAAACAGAAGAAGGAGAAGAAGAAAGACAAGCAUCACAAGAAGGAUGCUGCCCCAUCAUCCUCCGAUUCUUCUCCAGAACGAGAUGAGAGGCACCACCGGAGGAAAUCCCACCCCGAGAGACGCCCUGAGCCCUCACGGCGUGACCAGCAGCGUGGGCACGACACAGACUCCUCUGCCAGCAGCUCAGGCUCUGGCUGCAGCCCCUCCCAGCGCCCUGCCCCUCGGCAGAGCCGCAGCCGGGACGCCCGCAGCUGGCACCCAUCCCCGCGGCACAAGGGCAGGAAGAGGAGCAGGAGCAGGUCCCCCCCAGCCCGUGGGGUCCGGCAGCGCCACGACACCGACUCAGAGGGUUGA
Indicator indicator is the source of this 936-nucleotide messenger RNA. It is a transcript of the gene C20H1orf35, whose product is annotated as chromosome 20 C1orf35 homolog. The record is from RefSeq and is a predicted model, not a curated record. The transcript is spliced from 8 exons. NCBI's taxonomy places the organism in Eukaryota, Metazoa, Chordata, Aves, Piciformes, Indicatoridae. The coding region runs from base 1 to 936 and encodes 311 amino acids.